Molecule: messenger RNA, 1281 nt
Organism: Triticum urartu
Lineage: Eukaryota; Viridiplantae; Streptophyta; Magnoliopsida; Poales; Poaceae
Source: RefSeq, a predicted model, not a curated record
AAAGUGUUUAUUAAUAUAAUUCGACCAUGGGAACACCAACGGAACGGGGAUCCAUUUGAGUAUUUGACCCCGAGACAGAGAGAGAGCCUCCGAGCAGAGCAGCUUUAUAACUCCCGGCUCUCCGUUUCCCUCUCGCCCGCUCCUCCAACCCCACGUACGGUAACGGAGCGGUAACCGACCCCGCCAGUCCCGGCUCCUCGCUGAUCAUCAGUUCACGCCGCCUGCGCGCGCUCCCGGGCGUCCAGCCGCCUCGCACGGACAAGGCAAGGCAAGGGUUGCGGCGCGGCGGUGGCAUGGGGAACGCUCUGGCCGGCAGGCGGCGCGCGGCGAAGGUGAUGACGGUGGACGGCGCCACGUUCCGGUACAAGACGCCCGCGGCGGCCGGCGCGGCGCUGCGCGGCCACCCGGGCCACCAGCUGCUGGAGUCGGAGGAGGUGCGGCGGCUCGGCGUCCGCGCCCGCCCGCUCGACCGCGACGCCGCGCUCAAGCCGGGCAAGCUCUACUUCCUCGUGCAUCUCCCGCCCGGCGGAGCCGGCGGGCGCGGCGGCGACGAGGGCCUGCGCGCGCCGCACAAGACGUGGUCCGGUGCGCUGCACGUGGGCGCCCGGGAGCGGCUGGAGAGCCUGAUGCUGUCGCGCCGCACCGUGUCGGACGUGGCGUCCCUGAUGCCCUCCGCCGGCGGGGAGUCGUCGUCCGUGGAGGCCGGCGCGGACGGCGCGGUGCGGCUGCGGAUGCGGCUGCCCAAGGCGGAGGUGGCGCGGCUGAUGAAGGAGAGCAGGGACCCCGCGGAGGCCGCCGAGCGGAUCAUGCAGCUCUGCGUCGCCAGGGACCAGGGGGGCGCCGCCCCCGCCGCCGCUGCCGCGCCGGCCAAGCCCGCCCCGCUGCCGGCCUCCGCGCUGUGCACCAACAAGACCGCCAUGAAGAAAGAGAAACGGACGAGGUUCAUGGCGGUGCCGGACGAGAUCAUCGGAUGACGAAGCGGGACGGGGUGCUUCAUGGCAUUCUUGCCUCUCUGUGAGCUCUGCGUUUUUGGCGGAAUUGCUGGGUUUGGAGCGUGAGAAGCUGCCGGGAAAUGUUGGCUUCCUAUCCUGUCUCCCCAGCGAAUUCUGGACUAGGAACGGUGCCCAUGAAGCGACGACCUUUCUCUCCCUCCCUGCCUUCCUCUUAUAUAUUGUAGCACUAGCAUGACGAGAAAGAACUCAAAAAAGAAGAAGAAAUCACUGUGCUUAGCUAGGCCGUGUAAAUAUUCCCGCUGCUUAAUCUAAUGACUCUGCGUGGCCA